Messenger RNA from Dama dama (fallow deer), 969 nucleotides. Its product is annotated as olfactory receptor 5B2-like. The record is from RefSeq and is a predicted model, not a curated record. Gene Ontology annotation, biological process: sensory perception of smell; G protein-coupled receptor signaling pathway. Bases 1 to 969 code for a protein of 322 amino acids. Gene Ontology annotation, molecular function: G protein-coupled receptor activity; olfactory receptor activity; odorant binding. Lineage: Eukaryota; Metazoa; Chordata; Mammalia; Artiodactyla; Cervidae. The transcript has a single exon. Gene Ontology annotation, cellular component: membrane.
AUGGAGAAUAGUACAGAGGUGACGGAUUUCAUCCUGGUGGGGCUAACCAAUGCUCCAGAAGUUCAGAUUCCCCUCUUUACUGUGUUCACCCUCAUUUACCACAUCAGUGUUUUUGGAAACCUGGGGAUGACCACGUUGAUCCUGCUGGACUCCCAUCUACACACCCCAGUGUACUUUUUCAUCAUUAAUCUGUCUUUGGUGGACUUUGGCUACUCCUCAGCUGUCACACCAAAAGUGAUGGCUGGGUUUCUUAGAGGAGACAAAGUCAUCUCAUACAAUGCCUGUGCUACUCAGAUAUUCUUUUUCGCAGCCUUUGCCAGUGUGGAAAAUUUCCUCUUAGCUUCAGUGGCCUAUGAUCGCCAUGCAGCAGUGUGUGAACCCCUACAUUACACCACCACCAUGAAAACGAGUGUGUGUGCCUGUCUGGCCAUAGGCUCCUACAUCUGUGGUUUCGUGAAUGCCUCCAUCCAUGUUGGGGGCACGUUCAGCCCUUCUCUGUGUAAGUCCAACGUGGUCCGUCAGUUCUUCUGGGAUAUUCCAGCUGUCACGGCUCUCUCUUGCUCUGAUAAACACGUUAGCGAGGUGGUUCUCGUUUUAAUUUCAAGCUUUAAUGUCUUUUUUGCUCUUCUGGUAAUAUUUAUUUCCUAUCUUCUCAUAUUUAUCACUAUCUUGAAGAUGCACUUGGCUAAGGGAAACCAAAAAGCUUUGUCCACCUGUGCUAGUCACCUCUCAGCAGUCUCUAUCUUCUAUGGGACAAUCAUCUUCAUGUACUUACAGCCCAGCUCCAAUCAUUCCAUGGACACAGACAAAGUGGCCUCUGUGUUCUAUGCUAUGGUCAUCCCCAUGCUGAACCCUAUAGUCUACAGCCUGAGGAACAAAGAGGUGAAAAGAGCAUUCAAGAAGGUUUGGGGGAAGGCAAAAUUCUCGUUAGGAUUUGCAUUUAAUGUUGUACUAUGUAUAAUAAUGUAG